GAAAAAAAGAAACUUUUUGUGAACCUUGUGGCGCGAACAAGCCCACGAAUCGCGAAUUCACGAUCUCAUUAAAAACGGGUAAAUUCCUGGGAGAAGAAUUUGCAAAUUACUGCAUGUUUUUCUAAUUAAUUUUUUCCGUCUUCGGAUCUAGCCAGGACAAACGGAGAGGGAUAAUAAUUUCUCUGUUUCGAAGGGUAACGAAUUCCAAAUAAUUGACUUUCUUGCAUAUUUUUACGUUUCCGGACUAACUAAAAUGUGAAAGCGUAGGUAAAGAUGUGAUCAUAGUAAGUUUUGGAUUAUCCUUGAUCAGCGAAACCAGAAAUAUUAAAAAGCCAGCCACAUGGUUUUUCAUAAUUUUGACGACCGUCCAAAAAUCAUCGGCUCGAUCGAUGGAAACCAGUACAUGAAAAGGAGGGAUUAUCUGUAACAAGGAAACCAACCGACCAUUUGUGGAGAUUUCAACUUCAAUUUUCCUUAUCCAAUUGUACAUUAUUCGUGCCGUUAAUCUGGGGAUUCUAGGGCGGAGAGGCAUCUGAUCUGGUUCAACUCUUUACCAGUUUCAGCACCAUUCUUCUUCUUCUUCUUCUUUUUGGUUCAAGGUCUUCAGAACAUGUCAGUAUGUUGGCAAGGUCUUACGAGUACUGUAGGCAACGCUCUUCCGAUUCCGCAAUCACAGGCAUUGUUUCACUUCCGUGUUACUACUUCUAUGAGCAUCUCCAGGGUUCCUUCUUGUUCAGCCACUGGCCUCAGGGACAUGUCCGUACUCCCCUUAGAGCCCAAAAACUUCUCUACUCAACAGGUGACGGAGACACAGGUCAAGCAGGGCAAGAACCAGAACCAGAAAGGCAAACACACACAACACCACGAUGAGGAUGAGGAUGAGGAUGAGGAAUUGGGGAUCUCUAAAUUACAAGUGCCCAGGCCGAAAUAUAUACCUGUUUCCAAGUCAGACCUUUUAGAUGCUAUCAUUUCUAUGAUGUUUAAAUCUGACGACCAAGAUGAUAUUCAUCACUUUCGCCGCCUUGCCUCAUGCUUAGACUCUAUACUUCACGCUGAGCACAAAAGGAUUUUAGAAGAGAUGCGUUCUGAUUAUCAGGUCAGCAAUUCAGCGGAAACCGAGUGCUUCAGUCCACCCAGUUCAGCUGAUUCAGAAAUGGAAGACGUGGAGAAUGGUUAUGAGUCUGAUGGAAUUAACGGUGGGAGAAUCCUUGGAAUUGAGGACAGUGAGGCCUAUCAGGAUAUGGUUGAUGAAGCUGAAUGGCAAAUGCCUUUUUUCAACAAUGGUCUAGACCUGAGAAGUCUUUUACGUUCUCUGGAGAAAAAUAGCAAGAAGGAUUCUAAUACAGGGUCCAGAAUUACUGUUGCUUCUCGAUUCCAGCGUGCUUUCAUGCAACUUCUUUCGGAUGCUCAAUUUGAAGAACUAUCAGCUAGGGAUCUGAUGUUAACAUCUGCUUUGAACACAGACUAUCUUCUUAAUUUGCCAAUAUACAUUGAUUGGAACAAAGCAUACGAGUCAAAUGCCAUAAUAUUUAGGCGGGGAUAUGCAACUGAGAAGCAGAAGGGCCCAUUAAUUGUUGAAAAACUGGAUUAUCUUCAGUCUAAACUUCUGCGAAGAAUCUUCUUUGUUGUAUCAAAACCUUUAGGGAGACUUGGCACUUGGAUAAGUGAGCUUUACAAAAAUGCAAGUCAGAAACCAGAAGUACAGAAGUGGACAGAAAGAUUGAAGCUUUGGCUAAAUGAAGUGUCAGCAUUUCAGAAGUCGUUACUUUAUAAUGGCAGCGCUUCAGAUGAGCAACAAUGGUUAAACGAGUUUAAUAAUGGAGAACUCCCCAUUGAGCUGGCAGCACAGAAGGCGGUAGCUCGAUAUGAAGGGAUUUUGUCGGCAGUUGGUCCCCGUGAAAAGCUCUUGAGGAGGUUGCUUUCUUGGAUUGGACUUAUCGCCCCAACACCUGAAACAACUUUCGAGGUUGACAAUGAUGCCAAUUCUCUUGAACCUUACUUGAGGCCUACUUUCUUGUCAAGGAUAUCACUAAGUGAUAUAUGGAGGCCUGCAACAAGGAAAUACUGUGGAAACAAUCCCUGGAAGAUGUUGAAAACUUCUAUUUCCAUACUUUUCUCACAGUCAGUUCUCCAGGAGCCAGCAUUUGAAGAGUUAAUUUUACUUUAUACUAAGGAGGUCAGUGAAAGAGAUGCCAAAGAUAAAGCUGCAGUUCCAGAGCUGCAGCUAAAGAUCUAUGAAAGGAUCCCUAUCCCAGAUUUACCGGUAAUUUUCCCUCACAAAAAGCUAUCAUUCCGCGUCAUAGACACUGUCCGCUUGGAUGUUGCUUCAAUAUUGGGGCUUUUGGCAUUCGUAAUAAACCAUAAAUUUGAGGAUGUCUUGUCUUCACCGUCAGCUAUACUUCUUGAUGUGGUUGCUAUAAGUGCUCUAAUAAUAUACAUGACUCGUGUAGUCUUAGGUUACAAGCAAACAUGGGAUCGGUAUCAGCUGUUGGUCAACAAGACUCUUUAUGAGAAGACAAUAGCAAGUGGCUUUGGCUCAGUGCAUUUUCUUCUAGAUGCUUCUGAGCAGCAGCAAUACAAGGAAGCUAUUUUGGCUUAUGCCAUGCUGCUCAAAGCAGAGAAGGGUCAGGUCACUUGUCGACAAAGUGUUCGAGACAAAUGUGAGAGGUUUAUGUAUGAAGCAUUUAAAGUAAAGGUUGAAAUGUCAAUUGACAAGGCCGUCAAUACACUACAAAGGCUGAGCCUAGCUACUGAAACUGUCAUUGAUGGAAGACCCCAGUUGGUGGCCACACCAUGUUCUAUGGCAUACGAGGCCCUUCAACAACGAUGGAACAAUUUGCUCACAUAACUUCAUACACCUGAGUUUUCUAUGCUCCAUGAGGCAAGAUAUAGAUAUAUAUAUAUAUAUAUAUAUAUGGAUAGAUAGAUGGAUAGAUACAAGGCAGGUGGGCUCCACCCGCAUUCUGUCUAGGCAUUUGCUUCUCAGAGCAGAGAUCGAGCCCCCUUUACACGAAGUUGGAUCUUUUAGCGUUCCUCAAGGGAAUCCUAACCCCAAACUCAGUUUGGGUGGUGCAAAAAGGUAGAGCCUUAAAUAUGCACGUCUUUUUUUUUUUUAGCCCCGGAAUAGAAGGCUGUGAGAAAACGAUCAGAGACUAGCUAGCUGAAGGAAAUCUUGAACUGUAACAUGCAUUAUCUUUCUCUUCAAUUGAAGACUCUGAAGCAGUUGAGAGUAGUAAAUGAACUUCAGUAUAUGCAUAAUUUGUGUCCUCCCCAAGAAGGCUGUCUGUAAUUGCAUAUGUUGUAGAUACAGAUCAUCCGGUAAUAGUACUGUAAAUAGAUGAGACUAUAGGCUUCGGUUUGGAGUUUGGCAUGCUCAAUACAAUAGUCAAAUAUAUAGAUAUAGAUAUUGCAAAAGGA
This is a messenger RNA of Neltuma alba, 3417 nucleotides long. RefSeq lists its product as uncharacterized. The transcript is spliced from 14 exons. The record is from RefSeq and is a predicted model, not a curated record. The coding region runs from base 611 to 2848 and encodes 745 amino acids. NCBI's taxonomy places the organism in Eukaryota, Viridiplantae, Streptophyta, Magnoliopsida, Fabales, Fabaceae.